Molecule: messenger RNA, 1041 nt
Organism: Phragmites australis (common reed)
Lineage: Eukaryota; Viridiplantae; Streptophyta; Magnoliopsida; Poales; Poaceae
Product: elicitor-responsive protein 1-like
Exons: 4
Coding region: 369-833 (154 amino acids)
Source: RefSeq, a predicted model, not a curated record
UAGGCCAAGUUGGCAUAAGAAACGGACAGUGCUUCUUUGUGUGAGCCUGUGAGGAGGGAGGAAGGAGCCAAGCAAGGGAAGCCGCCAUUAUAAGCAGCUUGAAAAGGCGUGAGUUCUCACGUAUGGCGACUGCUUCAGAGUUUUGACUCGGGCGCGCCAGCCAAGGAAGGGACAGGAGCACACGGCCUAUGGCGCUAUACAUAUACGCGAUCACGGACCCUGUGGGAUGAUAUCUUAUCCUUGGCGCGCGGAGGAGAGAGAGCAGGAAAGAGAGGAGGAGAGGAGAGGACAGAGCUGCCGCGCGCGCCCGAGACCGGGAGAGAGAAGAUCAGCAGCAGUCCGAGAGGAGAAGGCGCGAAAAAAAAAAGAUGGGGAAGGGCGUCCUGGAGGUGCAUCUCGUCGACGCCAGUGGCCUCUCCGGCAACGAUUUCUUAGGGAAGCUGGACGCGUACGUGGUCGUGCAGUACCGGAGCCAGGAGCGCAAGAGCAGCGUCGCCCGAGACCAAGGGAGGAACCCGUGCUGGAACGAGGUGCUCAAGUUCCAGAUCAACUCCUCCGCGGCGAACGUGCAGCACAAGCUCAUCUUCCGGAUCAUGGACCAAGACCACUUCUCCAGCGACGACUUCCUCGGGGAAGCAACGAUCGACGUGACGGAUAUAAUCAGCUUGGGCACGGAGCACGGCACGUACCAGCUGAACACAGCGAAGCACAACGUGGUCCUCGCGGACAAGACGUACCACGGCGAGAUCAGGGUUGGCAUCAGCUUCACCGCCGCCCAGGUACAGGAAGAUGGGGGAGAAUUCGGAGGCUGGAGUCACAGCUUUAAUGAGUAGAAGAUGUGGGUAAUGAACCUCGAUGUUCUUUCGUUGCUUAGUAGUAAUAUUCAGCUUGGAUGUAAUGUUUAUACCAACAGCAGCUUAUGCUUAAGAUUGAUGUGACUCAAAUGUACGUCACAUUCUUGGCUCUUUACAUGUAUAUUCAAGAACCGUCAAAUCCGUAUGACUUUGAGUCGUCAUGAAUUUAGAGAUUGUUGAUGACCAA